Molecule: messenger RNA, 4503 nt
Organism: Puntigrus tetrazona (Sumatra barb)
Lineage: Eukaryota; Metazoa; Chordata; Actinopteri; Cypriniformes; Cyprinidae
Gene: mybbp1a
Product: MYB binding protein (P160) 1a
Exons: 27
Coding region: 28-3840 (1270 amino acids)
Biological process (GO): regulation of DNA-templated transcription
Cellular component (GO): nucleolus
Molecular function (GO): sequence-specific DNA binding; transcription corepressor activity; RNA binding
Source: RefSeq, a predicted model, not a curated record
CGGUCCCCACGUGUGCGCCACAUUAUCAUGGUUGCUGUGAUGCAGACAGACAUGGGAGAGAUCGAGGACAGCAGCGUGAAACCUAAAAUCACCGAUGCCAAAGGCAUCCUCAAACAGAACCGACAAUUCCUAGAUUACUUCUGGGACAUCGCGAAACCCGAGCGAGAAAUCCGCCUUAAAGCGAUAGAGGACUUAAUUGAACACUUGAAGCAGAGCGAGAAGCCGGACGAGUUGAAGUACUCUCUGAAGAGACUGGUGUGCGGUCUGUCUCACGCGCGAGAAGACGCUCGCUCUGGAUACAGCGUGGCGCUCGCUCAGCUGCUGAGCGUGUUUGAGGAGAUCUCGCUGAAGUCCACGCUAGACAGCGUCAAGGCGCAGCACAACCUCCUGAAGGCCAGAAAGAAACUCUUGAGGAAUGCAGCGUUUGGGAAUUUCUUCGGGGUGCUCGCUCUGUCUCAGUCCACGCGUCUGCAUAAAGAGCCGCAGAUCAUGCUGGAGUGUGUGCAGCUCCUGCAGACUCUCUCCCAAUACAGAGAACACCUGAGAGACCUGCCCAGAAAAACCAUGACUGACAUCCUGUCAGAGACGUCGACGGAGGUGUUUAAAGAGGUGCUCCUGAGCGCUCUGCAGUCUGACCUGACCUCUGCCCUCAACACCCCCGAGCAGCUGGAGCUCCUCCUCGUGGCCAUGCAGAAGUUCCCCUCGGUGCUCAAAGCAAAAAAACUCAAGAAACUAUUGGGAGCCACAGCAGUCAUUACGAAAGAGAACAUGCCAAAGCUUGUGGAAGUUUUAAAGACGGUCGCUCGCUCUGUGAAGAAGGAAAACAUUCUGCCCCCGGUGGCAUUUGACUUGUUACAGGCAUCUCUGCGGGAGGACAACUUCGAGAUGUUCUGGAAUGAAGCCAUUAUUAAAGGGAUGCUGUCAGAGAUGCCUGGACCCACACAUUAUUUAAGUUUCCGGUUGCUGGGAGCGUCUCUGCCGCUGCUGUCAGUCCCUCAGCUUGAGUUUGUCCUGUCCAGUGAUGUGAUGAGAUACUACGGUCAACACGUCCUGUCCGCACAGCUGGCAGAACGAUACAAGUUUGCUCCAGAGAUGGAGAAGUACUUGAUUGAGUUCAUGGAGGGCUGCUCUGACGCUGACAAACAGCACACCGUGGCUCUCGGCUUCACUCAGCUCACUAACCAGGGGUACCCCGUGAUCCCGACCUCCUGGCAGCCUCUGGAGCACAUGGGUCAGUCAGCGCUGGGGCAGUAUGUGGAGUGGCUGAUGGGGGCCUUCUGCAAGCCCCAGCUGGACAAGUGCAUGGACUUCAGCACCCGCAGACAGAUAGGAAACCAGGAGUCUGAAGUACAGAGUGACAGCUGUGUUGCCAGGUUUCGUAAAUGGAUCACUUCAUGCCUCUCUUUCAUUGUGGAGAAGCAUAAGAUUAAGAAAGAGGAGGAACUUGUCAUGAAAAUGGCUAGGUUUAUUUUUUUCCACGCCGCCUUUGAUGUGAAGAAGCCCACUCCAGAAAUUCCUGAGACGAUGCAGGCUCUCUCAGUGCCCAUAGAUACACAAACACGAGCCGCCCUCUCUGCAGCCUUUUACGGUCUUCUGCAGGGCCUGAACUCAAUGGCUGUUUUAGGUAAUUCACCAGAGGCAGAAAAUUUGAACUCCAGGAGGACUGUGGGUGUUAAAGCCGAUGGAAGCAUGUGGAUCUACUGUGUGGUCCAGUACGCCAAUAUGCUCCUCAACCAGAGCAAACACGUCCAGAGCAUUCAGACCCUCAGUCCAGAGCAGAGGCAGGGCUGGGAAAGUAUGCUGGAGUCGGUGGAGGCCUUGAAGAAAAAAGCGAAGAAGUCUUCCUCUCCUGAACACAUGGCGUUUCAGCAACUCUUUCUUCUCGUUGGGGUUCAGAUGUUUAAGGCUCCAGCUGAAAGUUUGGAGCUGCUGAAUGAUUUGCGGACCUGCAUGGAGAAAGCUCAGGCUAAGAAAUCUAAAAAGAAAGCUAAGGGUAAGAGUUGUGACGAGGAGCCUCACUGGGUGGAGGUGGUGGUUGAGAUCCUGCUGUCGCUCCUGUCUCAGCCCAGUCGUCUCGUUCGUAAUGUGUGUAAAGCUGUGUUUAGCCGUAUCUGUCCUCACCUCACCCAAGAAGCUCUCAGCUCCAUCCUGAACGUUCUGGACCCCAACAGGGAUGAGGAUGAAAGUGGAGUUAUGGUGACUGAUGAAAACAAAAACGGGAAAAAACUAAAACACAAAAAGGAGGACGAGGAAGAGGAUAAUGAAGAGGAGGAUGAAGAAGGCUCUGAUUGCUCUUCAUCUGAUGAUGAUGAUGAUGAGGAGGAGGAGGAUGAAGCCAUGGAGGAUGGAGAAGAGGUGGAUCAGAACUUCCGUUUGGAUUUGAUGAAGGUUCUGCAGGGUCAGAACGCUCUGGCCACUGAAGAGGAUGGCAGUGAUGAAGAGGAACUGGAUGAUGCAGCCAUGAUGAAGCUGGACGGAAGCCUGGCUGCUCUCUUCCUGGAGCAGAAGAAAAAGAUCCAGGCCAAAAAAAACGAGAAGGACAGACUGCGCAAAGAAAAGGUCCUUGUUCGGGACUUCAGGAUAAAAGUACUGGACAUGGUGGAGGUGUUCUUGACGAAGCACAGCAGCAGCGCUCUGGUUCUUGGGAUGAUUGAACCGAUGCUUAGCAUGAUUGAGAACGGGAUGAGCUCCGAAACCACCCAACAGGAGCAGGACUUCCUGCGCAAGGCUGCAUACAUCUUCAAGCAUCGACUUUGUCGUGCGAAGUAUUACUGCAGGGAGAUCGACGGACGAGAGGCGGAGCUUCACGAAAUGCUUGAGCGUCUGAUUGGCCGAGCCCAGAAACUGACAGACUCAUCCGUGUCUCUGUACUACUUCAGUGCUGCUCUCUAUGUGCUGAAGGUGUUAAGAGGUGUUGCGAGCGAACAGGAUUCACCAACUGCACCGUCAACACCGGCGGAGCUGAAGGUUAUGGGUAAAGUGGAUGCUGAGAGAGUCACGACUUGCUUCAGAAAAGUGCUGACAUCUUUCUUAACGAAGAGGAAAAGCCCUCUCACUGGACAAAUGUUCAUAGACCUCUUCGAGAGAUUCCCUGUGUUUUAUGUGAACCUGUUGGACACGCUUGUGGAGUGCAUCACUACUGGAGUGAGAGAACAUCAGCAGGGUCUGGCCUGUUUCAUGGUGCUCAAGGCCCUGCAGUCUAAAGACGUGAAGAACCUGAUGUCUGAUGCUCAGAGAACUGAACUGUGUCAGAAAGCUGUGGACCAGCUCGUCAAGAGUUUUGAAGAUGUACAGUGUGAGAACAAAACGGAUCGAGAGAAGAUAAUCAAGGCGCUAGAGCUCUGUCAGCAUCUUGUUAAAUCCGUUCGCAAUCAGAUGAUGCAGGUUAAUCUGGAGCUCCUUCAGGAUGUUCUCAAGUCGAUGAACGCUGAUGGAAGCCUGCAGAAACAAGGACAUCUGGAGAACUCGUACUGGAAUGUGAUGCAUUUAUUUGGCGUGCAAAAGCCAAAGGUGGAAAAGGUGAAGAAAGUCGCAGAGGCAGAGCAGACAGAAAAGACCACGAAAAAGAAGAAGGGGUUCCUUCCUGAAACGAAGAAACGCAAGAACCGCAAGAAGCCCACCGUCCUGGAGGGAAAAGAGACGCCAGCCCCUACAGAAACCCCCGAAGGAGCAUCAGGAGAAGGAAAGAAGAAAAAGAAGAAGAACAAGAGGAGGAAACAGCAGGGAGGAGAAGAAGAGAGACAAAAUCAGCCCGCCGCAAAGAAAAUGAAAACACAGGAGCAACAAAACAAGAAGAAGAAGAAAAAGAAAGGAGGACAGCAGAAAGCUGAUGGGCAAUAAUCAGGCUGAAAACGAUUAGAAGUGUCGCUGUCUGUGACGUUCAACACAAACUGUGGGCCUGGCCUUCAGAAAUCUGACUUUAAGACCAGUUCUGUUUAGAGAAAUCAGCCACUGUGAAGAGAAACUCAGAUCUGUGUUAUUUGCCCGUUUGUGAUUACUUGCAUGAUAGAAUUUUUGUAAAAACAAUGGAUGAAAUACUAAAAGGUUUUUUUAUUCUUGUUGUGUAAAGUACAGUGUUUGCAUCAGUCGUGUCAGUUAUUUGAAGAGGUGCGUUCUAGUUACACUUUAAAACUAUACAAAUAACAAGUGGGAAUUAACAACCAGCGUUACAUUUCGGUAUACAAUGUUUUGUUGUGCUCCACUGUUAGCACGGGAUUUUUGCGUUUCUUAACAUUAAACAUUAUUUUGACCCUUUCGACAGAAUUAUUUUAUCAGUUUUAACAUGCAUUGUAGUGUUAAAUCAAUCUGCCUGCUUUGCAAAAAAAAUUAUUUUUAUGAAAUACAUACCGAUCAGUAAAUAACUUUAAAUAUAUAUUCUUAAUAUUAUGUUUUAAAUAAUUUUUGAUCAUUGUAAUCUGAUCUAUAUACAAAUUGCAUUCACAUAAUGCACCAUAAUAUUUGUACUGCAGUUAUGUCUGAUUAAAUGCACAUUAUUAUUUUUUA